This is a messenger RNA of Manihot esculenta (cassava), 2648 nucleotides long. RefSeq names its product putative disease resistance RPP13-like protein 1. Gene Ontology annotation, molecular function: ADP binding. Gene Ontology annotation, biological process: defense response to other organism. The coding region runs from base 3 to 2207 and encodes 734 amino acids. The transcript has a single exon. Lineage: Eukaryota; Viridiplantae; Streptophyta; Magnoliopsida; Malpighiales; Euphorbiaceae. The record is from RefSeq and is a predicted model, not a curated record.
CGAUGUUGAAAUUGUUGAAUGCUGAGACAAGUGAUGCCCAGGUAUCUGUGAUCUCCAUAGUUGGGAUGGGAGGCCUUGGCAAGACAACUCUAGCUCAGCUAGUCUACAAUGAUCCCAUGUUGGAGUUUGAUUUAAAAGCCUGGGUGUCUGUUGGUGAAGAUUUUGAUGUUUCCAGGGUCACAAAAACAUUUCUUCUUCAGCUGGGUGAUGGUGGUGAUGAUAAAGAUUUAAAUGUGCUUCAGGUAAAAUUGAAGCAAAAGUUGUCUGGAAAUAAGUUUUUAGUUGUCCUAGAUGAUGUGUGGACCCAGAACUAUGAGGAAUGGACUCUGUUUUGGGGUCCGUUUGAAGCAGGGGCUCCUCAAAGCAGAGUUAUCGUCACGACUCGAAGUCAGGAUGUUUCAUUAAUGAUGGGUACGACUCAAGCAUAUGCUCUUAAGAAGCUGUCACACAAUGAAUGCAUGUCUGUGUUUGCCCAGCAUGCUUUGGGAGCAAAUAAUUUUGACGCGCACUUGGAGCUGAAACAAAUGGGUGAGGAGAUUGUCAAAAGAUGUGGAGGAUUACCUUUGGCAGCAAAAUCUCUUGGAGGCAUCUUAAAGGGUAAACCAAAUCCUGAUUUGUGGAAGGAAGUGUUGAGCAGUGAGAUGUGGGAAUUACCAGACAAUAGGAGCAAUAUCCUUCCAGCCUUGAAGUUGAGCUAUCUUCAUCUUCCACCUCAUUUAAAGCGAUGUUUCUCUUAUUGCGCAAUACUACCAAAGGAUCGCGAGUUUGAUAGGAAUGAAUUGGUUUUGCUGUGGAUGGCUGAGGGUUUCUUGUAUGACCAGAAGAAAAUGAAAGAUAGUGAAGGUUUGGGUCAUAAAUAUUUUGAUGAUUUAUUAUCAAGAUCAUUUUUUCAACAAUCAAAUGAUAAUAAAUCAAAAUAUAUAAUGCAUGACCUAAUUGUUGAUUUAGCUUGCUUUGUUAGCAGAGAAAUAUGUUUGCAUAUGGUUGGUAAGUUGGAGAAUGCAAAAUCAUUUGCAAAGAUUAGACAUUCUUCAUUUAUUCCUCAUUUUAUGAACACUUUUCAAAGAUUUCAAAGCUUCUGUGAAAUGAAGAAUUUGCGCACAUUUUUAUCCGUGCGGGAGGAUCGGAUUAGAUGCCACAUUACUAGUAAGGUGGUGCAUGAGUUGGUGCCAAAAUUAAAAUGCUUAAGGUCACUAUCUCUAGCUGGUUAUGAGAUUGAGGAGUUGCCAAAUUCUUUUGGUGACUUAAAGCACUUACGCUACCUUAACCUAUCUGAUACUCCAAUCCAAGGAUUGCCUGAAUCAGUGGAUAAACUCUUCAACUUACAGACAUUAAAGUUGCGUGAUUGUGAUGAGCUUAUUGAGUUACCUAAAGGCAUAUGCAAUUUACUCAACUUGCAGCAUCUUGACAUUAUUGGCACAAGGAAAUUGAAAGAGAUGCCACCACAUAUUGGUAAGUUGACUAGUCUCUGCGUGUUGACCAAAUUUAUCAUGGGGAAAAACAAUGGUCGGAUCACGGUGCUAAAGAAACUUUGUGAUCUUCGAGGGCAGCUUCAUAUUACAAGUUUAGAGAAUGUGGAAGUGGCAGAUAUUCGAGAUGCGGGUUUUGUCAAUUUGGAGGAUAAGCCUGGUAUCACUGAAUUGCACUUGGAAUGGACUGAAGCGGAUGAACGUUUUGAUGAUUUGAGAAACCCAAGUCAUGAAGAGCAAGUUCUCAACUCAGUUCAGCCAUAUCAAAGUCUGUCAAGCCUAUCAAUUACAUCAUUUGGUGGUAGGAAAUUCCCAUUAUGGCUGGGUGAGCCUUCAUUCUCUGGCAUGGUGCAGGUGCAGCUAUGGAAGUGUCGCCAAAUGACAUCAUUGCCACCACUUGGACGAUUAAAGUCAUUAAAAAGGUUGAGCAUAGGAGAUAUGAGAGGAGUGAAAGAAGUGGGUGUUGAGUUUUAUGAGGAUGAUUCAUGUUUUUCUUGUUUGGAAGAACUAGAGAUUAGAAGUAUGGGUGAGUGGGAGCUGUGGGCUUGGUCUAAUGGUCUGGGUGAAGAUUCUGUGCCAAAAUUUCCUAAGCUGCAUCAACUCCAAAUACGAAAUUGUCCCAAGUUGGUUGGGAAAUUGCCCACCUUCCUUCCUUCACUGGAAAAACUUUUCAUCGUUGAUUGCCCGCUUUUGGUUGAAUUACCAAAAGUUCUCCCAUCACUUACAGCACUCUAUUAGAAGAUGUCAAGAGGCAAUUCUCAGGAGUGUGACUAAUGCCACCUGUCUUACUAGUCUAAACUGUUUGGAAAUCGCGUUAUGUGAUGAGCUUGUGUCGUUGGUAGAUGGAGAGCCAGGGCUUUUGCCUUGCAAUCUUGAAGUUUUGAAAAUAUAUGAGUGUCCAAAUCUGAAGGAGUUGCCAAGUGGACUGAAAGACCUCAAAUCUCUCAAAUAUUUGACUAUAAGGCGAUGUAGAAGUUUAGUCUCCUUCCCAACAGGGGGUUUGCCGCACAACAUGAUACGUCUUCGUAUUACAAGCUGUGAAUCAUUGGAGUCUAUGCCGGAAGGAAUUGUGUGUCCUAGUAAUUACAGUGGCGAGACGUCUCAUCUCGAGAAAUUGUAUAUCUCUGGAUGUGAAUCCCUCAGAUGCUCUUCAAAUGGAAAGUUUCCAUAUUCCCUUAA